Molecule: messenger RNA, 1097 nt
Organism: Pteronotus mesoamericanus
Lineage: Eukaryota; Metazoa; Chordata; Mammalia; Chiroptera; Mormoopidae
Gene: TYW3
Product: tRNA-yW synthesizing protein 3 homolog
Exons: 6
Coding region: 117-893 (258 amino acids)
Source: RefSeq, a predicted model, not a curated record
UAACGACCAAGAAGUGAGGAAGUUUGGACCUUCUCGGCACCACUCGGUCCAAUAUGGCUGCCCCCAGGGGAAGGCCAGGGAUAAAGGGAAAAAGCAGACCCUAAAUCCCACCUCGCAUGGAUCGUAGCGCAGAGUUCAGAAGAUGGAAGGCGCAGUGUCUGAGCAAAGUGGAUCUCAGCCGCAAGGGCAGUGUGGACGAGGAUGUGGCUGAGAUUGUGCAGCUCCUGAAUGGGAGAGAACAGUUCUUUACCACCAGUUCCUGCUCUGGUCGUAUCAUCCUCCUAGAUGAGAGUAUAAAUGGCUUUGAGGUUAAGAAACAAAACUGUUGCUGGCUACUAGUUACACACAAACCUUGCAUAAAAGAUGAUUUGAUGGUAGCUCUGAAAAAUGCAAAUGGUGAUGCUGUUUUGAAAUUUGAACCACUUGUUCUUCAUGUGCAGUGCCGACAGUUAGAAGAUGCACAGAUUCUGCAUUCAGUGGCAAUAGAGUCUGGUUUCAGGAACUCUGGCAUAACAGUGGGAAAGAGAGGGAAGACUAUGUUGGCUGUCCGGAGCACACAUGGCUUAGAAGUACCAUUAAGCCAUAGGGGAAAACUGAUGGUGACAGAGGAUUAUAUUGACUUCCUAUUAAAGAUAGCAAAUCAAAAAAUGGAGGAAAACAAGAAGAGAAUUGAAAGGUUUUACAACUGCCUACAACAGGCUUUGGAAAGACAAACUAUUACUAAGUCACAUCCCAAAGAGAAAAUCAACAAGAAAAAUAAUUCAUAUUCUCAUAAGAAAAAAAGAAACCUAGAAAAAGCACAUGGCAAAUGUAUUACUGAAGAAAAUGAUAAAGAACGUGAAAAUGAUGAUGAUACAGUAAUCAAUGCUACUGUCUUCCCUGAAGAUUACUAAGAUUUGGUUCUGAAGUGUCUUUGGUAGAAUAAUGUUUCUAAUAAUUAUUAUAAGCUGCUCUUUAUAAGAGUAUUUUAGUUUGUUGAGUGUAUCAGACAUUCAGAAAAGCAUGAUUUAAUUUUUCUCUAUAUUUUAGAGACACCCAUCUUAUAAACAGAGAUACCUUUUUAAAAUAACUGUGCAUAAUGUUUGUUCAUUAAGCAC